Molecule: messenger RNA, 1865 nt
Organism: Notodromas monacha
Lineage: Eukaryota; Metazoa; Arthropoda; Ostracoda; Podocopida; Cyprididae
Source: the annotation of a GenBank genome assembly
UUAUUUGAUUUUCAAAGGUUUUUGUACGAAAAAGAAAAGUCGACAGGAUGUCGAGGUAUUUGUGCAUUAUUGCCAGUCUUCUCCUGUCGCUGUCGAGUGAAUCCCUGUCAAUCCCGGUGCUGCUCGAUGAGGAAGCUGUCGGAAUCCUCGACACUCCGAAGGCGACGUGUCCUGUGCCCGAACUAAUCACUCCAUGCAUCUGCGACGUUUCCUCGACGACAGGGGAAUUAACUGUCGACUGUUCCGCGGUGUCGAGUUCAUCGGAACUGGAACAGAUUUUCCUGAGCGAACCGUUUCCGGCGGUCAACAUGGACAACUUCCGGCUCGUGAACAACCCUUACGUGACUUACCUUCUUCCUGAAUCCUUCCACAAGACUGCUUUCAAGAAUAUCGAGAUUACCUCGAAUCCAGAGUUGAGCAUGAUUAGCGAGAACACCUUCGAAUCUUCCAAGGAUAUUUUGAGGAGCUUGGAUUUGAAUUCCAAUGCGUUGACGUCAUUUGUUCUCCUUGACUCCUCCACCUACCCAAGCUUGGAACUCCUGGACCUGGGUUCCAACCAAAUUUCUGCUAAUAUUCGGGAAUUUUCGUGUUCUCCCGCCUUAAAAACGUUGAGACUGCACUCGAACCUCAUCCCGGCAAUCGAUGCAAAUGCGUUUUCUACUUGCGGAACAUUGGAAACCCUGUUGGUCGGCGGAAAUUCGUUUUCUGUGCUUUCCCAAGACGCAUUUGCUGGGUUGACCAACAUAAAGGUCAUCAGGGUCAACGUUUGUCCUGAACUCACAGUUAUUCAAACUGGAGCCUUUCCGAUUGAGGUUGGCUCUGUUCUGGAGAGAAUCGAGCUCAACGGGAAUCCUAAAUUGACUAUAUUUGAAGAGGACUGGAUAACACAAACCAGUUUUCUUAUUCUGUCGCUGUCGAGUGAAUCUCUGUCGAUUCCGGUGCUUUACGAUGAGGAAUUCGUCGUCAUUACCGACACUCGUCCAGCAAGGGCGAUGUGCCCCGUGCCCGAAUUAAUCAGUCCAUGCACAUGCGACGUUUCCUCGACGACAGGGCAAGUAACUGUCGAUUGUUCCGACGUGUCGAGUUCAGCGGAACUGGAACAGAUCUUCGUGAACGAACCGUUUCCGUCAUUCUUCAUGGACAAGUUCCGGCUCAGUGGAAAUGCUAACGUGACUUACCUCCUUGCGGAAUCCUUACACAAUGCUGCUUUUGUGAAUAUUGAAAUCACUUGGAAUCCGAAGUUGAGCGUCAUCAGCGAAGACGCCUUCAAAUCUUCUAUGACCACCUUGAAGAAAUUGGAUUUGGCCGGAAAUGCGUUGACGUCAUUUGUCCUCUUUGACACUAUGGCUAACUACGACAGUUUGGAAUACCUUAGCCUUGCUGAUAACGAGAUCACCGACAACAUACGGACAUUUUCGUGUUCGCCCGUUUUGGAAACGUUGGAUCUGCACUCAAACUUCAUCCCGGCAAUUGAUGAAUAUGCUUUCUCCAAUUGCGGAACAUUGGCAAUCCUCUUUGUCGGCGAAAAUCCUUUUUCUGUGCUGUCCAGAAACGCCUUCGCUGAGCUGCCCAACAUACGUUCCAUUUAUUUCAGCAAGUCUCCCAAUCUCGCAGUUAUUCAAACUGGAACUUUUCCAAAUAUGAGCUCAAGUUUGCAAGUUAUCCGGGCCAUUGAUAAUUCAAAAUUGAGGAUUCUUGAGCCUGGCUGGAUAUUGGGUGAGACGUGUGACACUGAAAUAUAUUUAAUGGGUUCACAGCUGGCUACUUUAGAGCAAGCCAGUUUCGAACCCAUCCUUGCUACUUUUCUGAGCCCCAUGUGCGAAGGAUUCAUCGACCUUGAAGGUGAGAAUUUCAAUUUCAUGUGA